Molecule: messenger RNA, 513 nt
Organism: Adineta steineri
Lineage: Eukaryota; Metazoa; Rotifera; Eurotatoria; Adinetida; Adinetidae
Source: the annotation of a GenBank genome assembly
AUGGUAAAUUAUUAUCCAUGUGAAAAUCAUUUUGAUUAUACUUCUUGGGCAUGUGGAACAGCAUGUUAUACAUUACAACCAAUUCCAAGUACAGCUUCAUGGAUCUAUGCUUUACUUGCACCUUUAUUUAUCAUUUGUACUUCUAAUAUUUUACUCAUUGUACGAGUUAUUUAUCAAAAGCGACGAAUGCUUCAAAGAAAUGUAUGGAAAAAGAACAAAAAAAUGUUAUUACAACUUUUAUCCGUUACCGGAGUAUUGUAUGUUUCCUGGGUACCGAUUAGCAUUUCAUCAGUGAUUACUGUAUUACAUCCAAAUCAAACUUUAUAUGAACUGCAAGGGAAUUGGUUGUUAGUAGGUUUGAUUUAUCUUGCUGUACUCUUUUCUCCAUUAUCAUCUUCAAUGGCAAUGCCAGAACUCAGAAACGAGAUUCAUCUAUGGAUUAAUCGAUGGCUACGACGUUAUCGUAACGCUCAAACUUAUCCUGCCGCUGUGACGCGACUACAAACAGAAUAA